This is a messenger RNA of Colletotrichum gloeosporioides, 852 nucleotides long. RefSeq lists its product as uncharacterized. Bases 1 to 852 code for a protein of 283 amino acids. Gene Ontology annotation, biological process: carbohydrate metabolic process. Lineage: Eukaryota; Fungi; Ascomycota; Sordariomycetes; Glomerellales; Glomerellaceae. The transcript has 2 exons. Gene Ontology annotation, molecular function: hydrolase activity, hydrolyzing O-glycosyl compounds. The record is from RefSeq and is a predicted model, not a curated record.
AUGCACCUCCACCACCUCCUCCUCCUCCCGGCCGCCCUCGUCGCGGCCUGGGACGCCCCCUCCUACUCCGGCUUCACCCGCAUCUGGCAAGACAACUUCGCCGGCGCCGCCGGCGCCGCCAUCAACACCGCCAACUGGAACAUCAUCACCAACCUGCGCGUCAACAACGAGCUGCAGGACUACACCACCUCACGCGCCAACCUGCAGCUCUCGGGCGGCAGCACCGUGCAGAUCGUGCCCUGGCGCGACGCCGCCGCCUCCAACGGCUGGACCUCCGCGCGCAUCGAGUCCAGGUACACCUUCACGCCCGCCGCGGGCCGCCUCACGCUCGCCGAGAGCUACAUCCGCUUCGGCGACAACGCCAUCGCGAACAAGAAGGGCAUGUGGCCCGCCUUCUGGAUGCUCGGCGACGCGAUCCGCAACGGCGUCGGGUGGCCGCGCUGCGGCGAGCUGGAUAUCCUCGAGACGGUGAAUGGUGUGUUGACGGGGUACGGCACGGUGCACUGCGAUGCCAACCCCGGCGGCGCGUGCAACGAGCCCAACGGGAUCGGGGCGGCGACGGGAAUUCCGGAUCAGGGGUGGCACUCGUGGCGGGUGCAGAUCGACCGGAGGUCUAACUACUGGCAGACGGAGAGCAUUACAUGGUUCCGCGACGGGGUGCAGUUUCACCAGAUUACCGGCGCGCGGAUCGGCAGUGAGAGCAUCUGGAACACGCUUGCGCGCGCACCGCUCUUUUUUAUCUUGAAUGUUGCUGUGGGAGGCAACUGGCCCGGUAACCCCGACGGCAACACCUUGGGUGGUUACGGAAGCAUGAUGGAGACCGCCUACGUGGCCGUCUACCAGUCGAACUAG